Messenger RNA from Theobroma umbraticum, 1071 nucleotides. Its product is annotated as major allergen Pru ar 1-like. Gene Ontology annotation, cellular component: nucleus; cytoplasm. The record is from RefSeq and is a predicted model, not a curated record. Gene Ontology annotation, biological process: defense response; abscisic acid-activated signaling pathway. Gene Ontology annotation, molecular function: abscisic acid binding; signaling receptor activity; protein phosphatase inhibitor activity. NCBI's taxonomy places the organism in Eukaryota, Viridiplantae, Streptophyta, Magnoliopsida, Malvales, Malvaceae.
AUUGAUAGCAAAUUAGCAAUACUAACCCGAUAGACAUCAACGCUCCACAUCAGGUCUUAUAGAGAUUACCACCAAGCGAAGAACACGGGCUCUUUAUCAACGCCUAAGUUAGCGAGCAACCUGUUACGAAUGAAAACAGUAUUCUGUGAGGAAAAGGACUUAUCCCAAACAAAUAGGAGGCCGAUCCUUUUUUUUGUUCUUACAUUAGAAGGUUCCUUUAACCUCAUUGAAUGUCUUUGGUUAGAAAUGCAUGGCAAUGUCCAUCUUAACAAGAUUAGAAAACUAAAUCAACUCUCACACAGGCUGACUAGCAUCCUCAUCAUCUAUAAAUACCACAGUUAGUUCUUGCAUCUCCUCUCCUCAAUAACUCAUAAACAAUCAAUUCCUCACUCCUUUUCAUUCCUAGUUCUGCUAUCAUUUGCAAGCUUCUACAUCACCAUGGGUGUUGUGACUUAUGAAAUGGAGGUUGCCACAACAAUCCCACCAGCCAACAUAUUCAAGGCAUUUGUUCUUGACUCUGACAACCUCAUCCCAAAAAUUUUGCCACUGGCCAUCAAGAGUGUUGUUACCCUGGAGGGAGAUGGAGGGGCUGGAAUCAUCAAGCAAGUUAACUUUGGCGAAGACUAUUUUUGGUUUGUAUUUCCUGCAGGCAACCAGUUCACAUACAUGAAGCAGAGGAUCGAUGGGAUUGACAAAGAAAACUUCAGCUACCGCUACACUGUGAUCGAGGGUGACGCUUUGAUGGGCGCACUGGAAAAAAUCUCCAACGAGAACAAAUUCGAGGCAGCAUAUGAUGGAGGGUCUAUGUGCAAGAGCAGCUGCAGUUACUAUACCAUUGGUGACAUCGAUAUCAAGGAAGAGGAAAUCAAGGCUGGAAAAGAGAAGGCAUCGGUUAUGUUCAAAGCAAUCGAAGCUUACCUCCUGGCAAAUCCUGAUGCCUAUAAUUAGACUGCAUCGUGUUUGUAUGGUUCACAUGUUCGUCCAUGGGGGUGUAAGUGCCUAAUAAGAGUUUCUCAGUGUGAUAUCAAAGAAUUUCUUGCAAUGUUCAUCAGGAAUUAAAAUUAAAUUUCG